Molecule: messenger RNA, 648 nt
Organism: Rotaria sp. Silwood1
Lineage: Eukaryota; Metazoa; Rotifera; Eurotatoria; Philodinida; Philodinidae
Source: the annotation of a GenBank genome assembly
AUGUCAAUGUUUCAUAUCAGAUCUGGUCUUAAUCAAAUUCUUCAACUGAUCAAUAAUCAAAGGACAAAAACACAUACUGAUAUUACAAUUGUUCCACCACCAUUAUUUUCAUGUAAUCAAACAUCAUCAACACCACGUCGACCAUUAGAUGAAAGUAACUCUUGUUCUGAAUUUCAAGUACAAAGUCGAACAAAAAAAUCUCUUCCUCAUGAACCGACACCAACAAAUUUUAAUUCUAAUAAUAAAACAAUAACAAACAACAACAUCACCGCCAUUAGCAACUGUCAUGAUGAUGAUCCAGUUCAACAACAAAAAUUACCAUCUGCUAUGAAAGUGGCUUCAUGGAUUCAUCAUUUGAUACAACAACAAUCAGCUCAAUCACUUGGUGAUUUUUCUCUUUUGGUCCCGGCGGGUAAAAAUCGUUAUAAAGUUGGUGUUACAACAAAAAAAGACUUUUUGUUGCUUUGGAAUUGUUUACCUGAUUCCUGUGCAGUAGUUUUACGUUAUGUACCAACGGAUUUAUCAAAGGAAUUUGUUACUCAGGAAAUAUCAAAAUCAAUUAAAUCAGCUAUUCAAUUUUCAAAAAUUAAUUAUCACCGUUCUAGACCUACAGAUGAUUUUAGAUGGGGUGUGCGUGUGGGUGUAUAA